GAAGCGUUUACUGUGGAUCCAAAGAGACUGAUGACAUGGUGCUAAGUCUGCCGAAUUCCAGCUGAGCUCUGGAAUGGCCAAUCAAGAAGUCCAGCUAGACAACGAUUCAAUGAUAGAAGGAAUAAGCGACCAGGUGCUGCUGGCGGUUGUGCUCGGCUUCACCUUCCUUGUUGUCCUGGCCUAUGUGCUUCUAAGAAAUGAACAUCCAGGUAUUCACCCAGAAAACCAAGAGCUAGUAAGAGCGGUUCGACAGCAGCUGCAAUCAGAACAGAAUGCAACUGAAGACAGGCAACGCUUCUAUACUGAUAUGUCCUGCCCUGUCUGUUUACAACAGGCUACGUUUCCUAUUGAGACAAACUGUGGGCACCUGUUCUGUGGUCCCUGUAUUAUUGCAUACUGGCGGUGUGGCUCAUGGCUGGGUGCGAUACAUUGCCCCAUUUGCAGGCAGACGGUAACUUUAUUUUUACCACUCUUCAAUGAGAGUCAACAGGAUGCAAUACAAGUACUUCAGGAUGUCAUUGAUUAUAACAGGAGAUUCUCAGGACAGCCAAGAUCGAUUAUGGAAAGGAUUAUGGAUUUGCCCACGUUAUUGCGUCAUGCGUUCAGAGAAAUGUUCUCGCUCGGCGGUCUCUUCUGGAUGUUCCGUAUCAGAAUAUUCCUCUGUCUGUUGGGAGCUUUGUUGUAUCUCGCGUCACCCCUGGAUUUUCUGCCCGAAGCUCUAUUUGGAAUUCUGGGAUUUCUAGACGAUUUCUUUGUGGUCUUUCUGCUGCUUAUAUAUAUCUCCAUCAUGUACCGAGAGGUUGUAACACAGAGGCUGAAUAGAUGAGAGCGACGUGUCACGACUAAUAUUCAGGAGGAUUAAGGGGAACGCUUAACUGAACGAACCACUGCUGAGUAAAGCACACGGUAAAGCA
Molecule: messenger RNA, 914 nt
Organism: Euleptes europaea (tarantolino)
Lineage: Eukaryota; Metazoa; Chordata; Lepidosauria; Squamata; Sphaerodactylidae
Gene: RNF170
Product: ring finger protein 170
Exons: 7
Coding region: 74-826 (250 amino acids)
Molecular function (GO): ubiquitin protein ligase activity
Source: RefSeq, a predicted model, not a curated record